Molecule: messenger RNA, 2702 nt
Organism: Schistocerca americana (American grasshopper)
Lineage: Eukaryota; Metazoa; Arthropoda; Insecta; Orthoptera; Acrididae
Exons: 9
Coding region: 189-1514 (441 amino acids)
Source: RefSeq, a predicted model, not a curated record
CACCUGGCCUCGCCAGCGCCAGUCGCGACCGAGCCGCUGCCGUGUGCGGCCAUGACACGCACUCCCUGACGUCCCGCCCACGUUUCACUGCUGACUUCUGCUACAACGACGUCCUGCGGAACACUUGUGCGUCGCCGGUGCUUUCUGUUCUCCGAGACAAAGACACGUGUUUAGUUGCUGGAGGCGCCAUGGCUAGCGUGUCGUCCGCUGUGCUUCGUUUCGCCGCGGCAGUGCUGCUGAACGCCUGCUUCAUAAAGGGUGCGGCGGCGCUGUUGGACCAGGAGUUCUCGCCGGUGGUGACGGCCAGCUGCAAGGCGGGCUACAUGACCAUCAGGGUCAACACCAACCAGUCCUUCCACGGUGCAAUCCAGGCCCGGGACACGCGGCAAGCGCCUUGCAUCGCGCUGGGCGACGGCGGCCACGUCACCACGCUCACCGUCAACCUCAUGGCGACGCCCGGCGCGCCCGACUACUGCGGCGUCAUCGUCAACAACAAGACGGAGGAGCGGAAGGUUCCGGUGGCGGUGCGCAUCCACCGCACGCUGGAGCUGGCCAACGACAAGUUCUACGUCAUCACGUGCGGCAAGGCGGGCUUCCGGAACGCCAACAACCAGACGUCGCUGGUGUCGCUCAAGCUGCUCGACCACGACCGCAAGGUCACUGAGGUCGUGUAUGGCCGCCCCUACACGCUGCGCGCCGACAUCUCACGCCCCGAUGGCAUGUACGGCAUCCGAGUGAGGUCCUGCUUCGCCUUCAGCAAGCAGAACGCCAACGUAUCGCUGAUCGACGACAGAGGGUGUCCUGUGUCACGUCAGGUGAUAUCGCCACUCAAGUACAACCAAAAGGAAGGAUGGGCAGAGGCCACCAUUUACUCUAUGUUCAGGUUCCCAGACAGCACACAGGUCAAUUUGCAAUGUGACAUUGCCGUCUGCAAAGCUGGUACAUGUUCUGAACCAGCAUGUCCAGAUGAUCUGGAACCACUCGCAAGAACUGUGACAAAAGAUAUCUACACAGAAGCAGCUCCUGAGGAUGGUGUCUUGAUGGCUAGUACCAGUGUCUUUGUACUGGAUGCCGGAGACGCUCCCCAACUGGAGAGUAUUUGUGACAAUUCAAUAAAUCCUCCUUGGCUGCUGUAUCUCUGUAUAGCAUUUGGAAUAAUGUUUCUAAUAAUGUUGAUUAUCAACGUCUUCCUUUGCUCUGCCAUGACCUGCAGCUGUGCUCGAACUGAAGUUAUUGAGAAAGAACCAAGUAUCAUAGAAGAGUACGAUCCAUACCGCAGUUGGCAUGGAUCACAGUAUGGAUCGAGGUACUCUCUCAAUGGUGGCAAACAAGGGUACACCUCAGGAGGCUCAACCAUGAAUUCAACUAGAUCAAUGUCAACAAACAGUGACCACUAUGCAAUUGUGCACUCUCGGCCAGGUUCACGGUUCUCUCAGAAGGCUGCAACUCUGUCACACCCACAACACCGUGGCCCUCCCUCCCAUAUGGAUUCACACUAUUCAGGAAAGAUGUAAUGCCCUGACCGACUCUUUUGUGGAAAUUAUUUGAGUGGAACAUUACAGAUUACAAGGAGUCAUAAAAGUUGAGCCCUUAAGGAGCACUGAAUUAGAGCAUGUGAUGUUACAUUAGUCUUUCUUCACCAAAUGUUGAAACAUUUGAGUAUCACCACAGUCAUAAGAAUUUGCAUUUAGUAACAUCCAAUGCUGCGUGUAUGCUAUGAACAUUGAUUCACAUGGAUUUUGAGUAUGGCUGGAGUACUAAAAACUUCUGCAUUUACAGUUCUUCCCCUUUACAAAUCCUUUGACAUUCAAAGGCUUAAAACAAAAGAACUGUUAUAUGCAAAAGUGAAAUGUGUUUGACUUUUCCCACCCAUGUUAUUAUACAUUUGGAAAUAAAUGCAGAGACCAUUUAUUUCUAAACAAUAAGUAAUAUAUGGAGUGUUGAAAAGAAGCACUAAAGUGAUAACAGUGCAAACAGGAGUACACUGUUGAUCACUAAAAACCUAAUUAACAAUUGAUAAGCAUCUUAGGUCUCUAACAGAAUGAAUUAAUGUUAGACAUAUAAGGAUAUACCAUUUACUGUUCCCCAUUGUAACUAUAUACUGAAGAGGAUGUAAAUAUUUUAUAUUUUUAUGUGAUAAAUCUCCUAGGAGCACAGAGAUGUAUUGAUAUUUUAAUACCGUUACAGUGUGAAAACACACAAAAAAUAUUGUAUACCUAACUUCUCUCGCAGUAAAACAUUUUUCAUUACUUUUCUAAAUUAUGUACUGCUUUGGGAAUACAGACAUCACGAAAUAUGAAUGACAAAAAAAAGUCUGUGAUUGCUUUAAAAAAACUGUGGACAUUUGUGAUAAAUCAUAAUUUACCAGAAAAGAAUUCUGUAUUUCUUUGCUAUCUACUUUUGAUAGUGUGAAACUGGUGAGAAAUAUAUUUGUAGUUUUUAAAAUGUCCUAACAUUGUUUCUUUUCACCAUUUAACACUUAAAGUUUAAGAACAUGGAGUUAACAAAUAAAUUGUUCAAUCUGUCAGCUUAAAUCACAAAGUUUUGUAGAUGGAAGAUGCAGACUUUUAGCUAUGAACUUAAAGAAACAGAUUUUGUAUUUCACAUUCAAGUUUUAAACACAAUGUCACAGACAUACCCGUAGCAGAAAUUGUACAUAAGAACAUUGAAAAUUUGAAAAUAAAGUUAUCUUUAAAAAUUAA